AUGCCCCCGCAGAAGAGGAGCAUCCGGGACUUCUUUGCGCCCGCUCCGAAGCCCUCGCAGCCGAACCACAGCUCCACACCUAGAUCAACAGAGCCCGCGAAAUCGGCCACUCCCACCCUCUACACCUCCCAUACGAUCCGCGUGAAUAGGACUCCUCCAACGACUAGCCCAGAGCCUCGGCCACCCAGCACAUCGCAGUCGUCAGCGAACUCGGCAGGUACAAGCAAGAGGGUCGUCUCCAAUGGGGAAGAAGUGGUUCGGAAUUCGGAUUCCGAAACCGAUUCGCUGCCUGAGCUGGACUGGGGCGAUUCCUCCAACAACCUCAAAACAACCAGUCGGGCUACCAUGGCUAAGCCAAGGGAACGGACCGCACAGGAUGGCCUGCGCAAACCGCCCAAGAAACCCAGGGAUGGAAAGUCGUUCAGCCUCUUCGUGCAGGCAGCACAGAAGAGUGCCGAGGCGGAACGAAAGAUAGCAGAGGUGAAAGCUGAUCUCGACAAGCCGUUAGAGACGACACCGCCGCCAGAUUUCGGUAUCAGCGAAGAGGCACUGGCUGAUGCUGUGCAUGACGAUGACGAUCCCGACAAAGCGAAGCGGCUGUAUCUUGCUAUGCAAAGGACCAAUGCCCUGCAGAUGGAUUGCGUUUUUCAUUUCUUUCGCGAGAAUUUGGAGGAUUCGGAGGGCAGCCAUGCCAAAGAAGCAACUUUCCCCACGGACAAGCUGCCGAAGCAUCGCUGGACCACGAGUUUUGCAGCUCAGCCGGCCAGAGAUCAGGCAUUCUUGACUGGCUUUGCUCAGCAGGUCUUUCGAUACCAGCAAUUGCCGGAAGAGCUGGCAUCCUGGAUGAUCGAUCAAAUCUGUAUUGGUCGAAGCGACGCACUCAAUGCCAAAUACAUACAGCUUCUCGCCGCUCACGAUGACUACCUUAAGCAUCUCCUCGAUAUAUCGAGGCUAGAUAACAUCUUCAGGUCCAUCGGCGCCAACCAGCAACUAAAUUCCGACCUCCCGGUUACUCCCUCAUAUGUGCCUCAUCCGGCGAAAAGAAGACCAUUGCCAGAUUCCCUGAAGUCAGUGGCCAGGCUUCUGCAGGCGGCUGCUCCAAGGCUGCUGACGACAAGACAUGCGCUCUACGUAUUGUUUCUUCUUUGUAUGGAUAAUAGUGUAGCAGCUGAUCUCGACACUCUACAUGCUGUUCAAGAUGCUAUAGAAGCAAUCAUGUGUAACAUACCCGAGAAAAAUCCUCUCAAGCCCGUGUUAGAGGGCGUUGUUCCAAGGCUUCUCGCGCGCAUUACCCAUCCUAUUCUACAAAAGAAUCUCGUCUGGUCACUUCCGUCAAAGUCUCCGUUGACGGCAUACUUCCAGCGGCAUCUGGCACUGGCAUUCCUCCUACAUCCGAUGUCACUUGACGUCCCUCUCUCGAGCCCAAAGCUCACGCAGCUCAUCCAUUCAUAUCUCCAGGACUCGCCCGAUUUCCACAUCACAAAGGAGACCGAUUACAUGUCUCUCGCAGCUCGCCUCGCGCUGCUCGACAUCGCCAUAGGUCCAGGCCCUGGGACAGUGCCUCAUCAGCCGCUGAUCAGUCCACCGACUUCUCAAGAAGGCUCUUCACAAGUAACGCCACCAGAACCACCUCCCUCUGAUGUGAAGGCUUUCAACAAGGAGGUCGAUGCGCUCGCACAGCACAUCAAACUGCUCAGUAACUCGAUCCAUGAAUCCGGCGCGUUGAGCGACCUGACAAGGCUGGAUGCGAAGGACUGCAGUGAGAGGCUAUACCACCGACUGGAGAAUGCCGUGAGGAUAGGCGGGAAGAAGGUCAAAGAUCCAUUUGGAGAUGAGAACGCGUCGGAACAGGGCAAGAAAAUCUUCGCGAAUUGGUUGACGAAGAGUCAAAGCGGGACUCAGACGCCCGUCCUCAAUGGUGGGGCUAACGAAGUGGACGCUGAAGAGGGUGGGGAAGAUCUGAUGGAGAAUUAA
Trematosphaeria pertusa is the source of this 1974-nucleotide messenger RNA. RefSeq lists its product as uncharacterized. The transcript is spliced from 8 exons. The coding region runs from base 1 to 1974 and encodes 657 amino acids. Lineage: Eukaryota; Fungi; Ascomycota; Dothideomycetes; Pleosporales; Trematosphaeriaceae. The record is from RefSeq and is a predicted model, not a curated record.